Didymella exigua CBS 183.55 is the source of this 956-nucleotide messenger RNA. RefSeq lists its product as uncharacterized. Lineage: Eukaryota; Fungi; Ascomycota; Dothideomycetes; Pleosporales; Didymellaceae. The transcript is spliced from 2 exons. The coding region runs from base 90 to 626 and encodes 178 amino acids. The record is from RefSeq and is a predicted model, not a curated record.
CUACAGCCUUGAGACCUUUGCCGUCUACUCCUAUCGUUAAUUCGACAUCAUUCGUUAAUUUUAAACUUCAACAACACAACAACAUCAAAAUGCGUACCGCCUUCGCUGUCACUGCUUUCAUCGCUGCGGCUUUUGCUCAAGCUGACUCUUCCUCGGUCGACCCAUUCCCCCAGACCAGCUACCUCGCACAGACCAACUCUCUUGGUGUUGUGACUGGCAUGCCCGCUGCUGCCACCUCCAUCCCUACUCAGCCAGCUGCUGUCACCUCGCAGCCUGCUGCUGAUACCAGCGUUGGCCUUGCUGCUUCCAUUCCCGCUGUGGCCCCUGGCAUCUACACCGUCCCCGUUAAUGGCCUUGGUAACUCCACCCGCUUGGUCACUGUCUCUGCCAACAACUCCACCACCGUCAUCCUGGGCGCAACUGCCACUGGCUCGGCGGCCUCCAACAGUGCCAGCGCCACUGGCUCCGCCGCCUCCGGUUCCAGUCACGCCUCUGCCAGCCGCGCCUCCGGUUCCUCCACUGCUUCCGGUACUGGUGCUCAGAGCUCUGCUGGCGCCGCUGCCAACCUCAAGGUUGCUGCUGGCUCCAUGGUCGGUUUCGCUGCCUUCAUUGCCGCUUUCUUUUAAGCGUGUCGUAGCAUCAAGCCUUUGAUGUCGUUCGUGAGAAACAUGGCACAUUGCAUCGUGCACCCGCUUCGCGCAUGUCGCGUAGCGCAGGAUUCUUUGGUUGUUAUUUCGAAUAGGCUGUCAGUUGACGCCUCACUGUCCUUGAGAUACCUGGUGUUGCAUUGUAAGGCAAUCGGCGCCGGGCAGCACCAUUGCCAGGAAUUGAAUUCCGUUUUGGAUCGGAAGUAAUAGUAAUCGCUCAUCGCAUUGACGAUGGAGCGUUAGGAGAUUUCAGUACGAUACAAAAUGUAGCAUCGUCGCAAGACUGAAUGAAAGACAAUUGAUCGCCCC